AUGUAUGUUGGAAUAAUUUUCCUUUGGACUCAUACACGAAUUUUGGAUAUAGACAUAUUUGAAGAACUUUCGGAAAGGCUUAUUAAUGAGGUUAAGAAUAACUAUCAAAUGCUAGAGGAGGAAAACGCCACGCUACAACAAAAAAUAGAGGAAAGGGACGAGUUGAUAAAAGGAAUGAAAAUCGAAUGUGAUAGCCUUAAAAUGGAAAAUAGAAAACGUUUCGAAGAAAAACUAUUGUUGGAAAACAAACUACAGCAGUUGAAUGAAAGACAUCAAAAGUUUGAAAAAAGAUUACGAAGACAAACUACUUGA
This is a messenger RNA of Paramuricea clavata, 312 nucleotides long. Lineage: Eukaryota; Metazoa; Cnidaria; Anthozoa; Malacalcyonacea; Plexauridae. The record is from the annotation of a GenBank genome assembly.